CAAGUCACCAGAGCUAAAAAGAGAGAGAGAGAGAACAAACAUUUUUAUUGCCGAGUUCUUUCGUGCAGGCAACACUUCCUCUGUCAGUCUCAGGCUGCAAUUAUAACUGAGGGUCAGAGAUCGAUCUGUGCCUGAGAAGCUCACCUUUAUCACAACACUGCAACCAAAGGGGUGUACAUCUUCUGAACAAGAUUUCCCAAGCAAUCAUGACUACUUCACUGCUGUGGUCCGCCCUUCUGAUGGCCACCUUCCUGGGACCAGUGAAUGGGGACGCGAAUACCACACCUACUUCUGUCACUUCACAACAACCGGAACAACAGCCUGCUUCUACAUUAAAUCCCUCCUUUACAGUCUCUACAGAAGUAGUACAGUCUAGUACAAAACUAAUCACCACUAAAGUUACUACACCUGCAUUAUCCACCGCCUCCACAGCCAAGCCUUCAACGUGCUCACCGCUUCCGAAUUGUGACUGCUUACAGGACAUAACAGAAGGAAAGGAUACCAUUGCUUUACUGGCGUUCGGGGGUUUGACUUUAGGCUGUUUGAUCCUGCUGAUCACCACCAUGACGCUGGCUUGCAAACUGUGCCACAUCCAAAGGCACUACCGCGACUACCAGAUCUGCCACGUCGACGCCAGCCCGGCAAACGGCAGGGCGAAGGCCGAAGAGCUCAACGACUCCUCCAUCCUGAUGUCGGAGGUGUCCAAGGAUGAGAGGACAGCCAGAGACUCGGCAGAGAACAACCAAUCAAAGGAGAAGAAGGAGAAGGAGGAGGAGAAGGAGAAGGCCAACGGUGGCAGUGCCCAAAGCUCCGUGGAUGAGGCGGGCACCGCCAAGAGCGACGAGACAGCUGCGCCUGACAACUCGGACGCAAACGAGGGCACAGCCAACAAGGCCAAACAACCUGAGAGCAGUGGCGAGGAGACCACCAAGACCCCUGCUGCCACCGCCACCACCACCGACACAGACACGGACAACAAGGCCGAGGACGAGGCAGACGGGGCGAAGAGCGUGGAGGAAGAAACUAAAACAGAGGCAGCCACAGCGGAGAAGAGCACCACUGAAGCUUAAAGAUGAUGCGGGCCGGAUGCGGGCCGGAUGCGGGCCGGAUGCAGACCUUGGUUACGAUGCCCUGCAGUGUUACUGAGCCAACACGCUGGCCCUGAAUUCUGGAUGGAGAUUUCUUUAUUGUCUUCAUUUUCAUACUUCAAGUGUCAACAGCGCUAUUUGACUUCCUACCCCAUGGCUGGUUAAGAUGGCACUUACCUGUGAAUAUUUGUUUUUAUUUCAAUAAUGUAAUGUUGGCAUUGCAUAUUUUAAAUGUGUGCUUUAAUUCAGGUUUAUUCAAGGACAAGAAAUGUAAAAAAUCCUGAUGAAUGUAGUAUACAAUCAAGUAUAAUUAUAUCAUACUUUCUAGAAUAAACUUUUGUUUGCAGACAGAUAAAUCUAAAGAAAAAAUCUUCCAUAUCCCUUGCUAGAGAGGACAGACUAAAAUCAAAAUAAAUACUAAAAGCCUACAUCCACACCCGUGGAGGAUAUUUAAACAGGCCAUUAGGAAAAAAAGAUUAAAUUACGGGGAUGCCAGCAGUCUCUCCACACGUCCAUUUAGAAGACUGAUGACGCCUUGGUGUGUGUAAAUUCUACAUGUCCAAUUCCGUGUCCAUGUGUCCAUUUAAAAGACUGAUUGAUAGCCCUUCGAUCUGCUACAUAUUCUGCCCUAGAGCCUGGCGGCGUUAAUUGUGCGAGUCUGUAAGUCACUUCAUUUCCCCUAAGGCUGCAGAUGGGUAUGAGUGGAAAAAGUCUACAGCUCAUUUAUCUACAAAUGGAAGGCUGUUGACACAGGUACAGUGAGAUGUCAGAGGGUUUAUAUAUUGGAGUCAAUUCUCACAAAAGUAAUCUAUAUUUAUGGGGUUUAUCUUAGCAUAGUGGAAAUAGUCAAUUUCACUGCAUUCUCUGACAAUUUAACUGCAUUCUUUACUUUAGUAAUCAUAUGCAUGUUACAAAUAAACCUCUUUGUAUCCUUGUAUUAGUCUUAGAAGCUAUGUCAUUUCACACAAAGUCUUUUGGCUGUACAAAGUCUUGUUUUAAUACAAAAUGUUAUCGUUCUUUCAUUUAAAAUCUAUUUAUCUAAUUUUUCUGAAUUUCUUGAAGAGAAUUGCAGUACUGAGUACCUCUGCCUCUAGUACCGUUAUGAACAACAGAGAUGGGCCAAGCAGAGUCAAACAGGAUUUCUUUUGCCAGAUCGUGAUAUACAGUCCUUUAAGUGGAACACGGCCUGUUUACAUGAAUACAUACAUUCCAGCUCCUGGUCAAAGUAAACUGAAAUGUAAAGCACAUUCGGAUCCAUCCGGUCAUCAAGACCACAUCUACUGCCUCUGAAUAAUUGAUGGGUUACUGUACUGUGCGUCACAUCUGUAAAUAGGAGCUGGUCUUCCUGUCAGAGGUAGAGUUCGCUUUUCAUGACCUAUCUGCCACCACUUCUCCUUUACUUUUGCUUCCUCUUUUUUUAUUUGAUUCUUAUUUUCAUGAGACUGUAAUGAAAUGUAUUGUGAAAUGAAAGAUGAAGUCUGGGUAGCCCAGUGUGGGAGCACAUUUGACCACAUUGGAUUCCAUUGUGAGUCGUUCAUUAUAAUACACUUUAUUUUUUAAUCAA
This is a messenger RNA of Sardina pilchardus (European sardine), 2652 nucleotides long. RefSeq lists its product as uncharacterized. The transcript has 2 exons. NCBI's taxonomy places the organism in Eukaryota, Metazoa, Chordata, Actinopteri, Clupeiformes, Clupeidae. The record is from RefSeq and is a predicted model, not a curated record. The coding region runs from base 207 to 1070 and encodes 287 amino acids.